AUGUUGAAUAAACUUGCAAGUCACGGUAUAGCCGGUGCUGAAAGGAAGGCGAGAGUUUACCUCGUCAAAUUUUACUCGUCACUCCAGGAGUUCCAGAGAAGCGGCAAGUUAAAUCAUGACUUUAAAAUGGGGUUUGGUAUCAUUCUGCAAUUCGCCAAUCACCAAUGUGUCUAUGAUACGGUCUCGGGCAGGCGCCCUCCCGGAGUCCUCCUGCUGUCUUUCUCCAUCGUCUCCACCACUCCUCCCAGUCACCCCAUGGUUACUAGCACUCUCCCCGUCCUGCUCGCCUUGCCACAAGCCCCAACCAAUACUCCCUCUCUCCCUAUCAAGACUGCAAUCGAUACUCCGGGAAAACCAGUGGUCGCACUCGCUAAUCCAUCGGCAAGGUCGAUCAUCGAUUGCUCUGGAUGGCACCAUAUACAAGGACCACGUUCGGAGAUGAAUUGGUAG
Molecule: messenger RNA, 450 nt
Organism: Guyanagaster necrorhizus
Lineage: Eukaryota; Fungi; Basidiomycota; Agaricomycetes; Agaricales; Physalacriaceae
Exons: 3
Coding region: 1-450 (149 amino acids)
Source: RefSeq, a predicted model, not a curated record